AUGGCUCCUAACGUGACAUCCUUCAGCACCCUUCGGGCUCGCACCUACAUCUUCAGACUGCCUCUCUUCACGAGAAUUGUGCUGCUGAUUAUUGUUGUCGCCUGGAUUGCGGGCGUUCAGUCGGCUUGGGACAUUAGGCAAUGGGGCGCCUUGAUUCCUGACCAGCUGUCCUUCACUUCUUCAUACCGAAUGAACACGUUCCCCUUUAUCCAUAAGAACCUCAUCCACGCGGUCAUGAACCUCUUGGCCUUGGCGCCCUUGAUGGAGCGCUUCGAGGCGGAAUUUGGCACAUUGACCUCGAUAUCGCUCUUCAUCGGCCCUCUUACCACGAUUCCGGCCGUUCUAUACGUUUUGAUCGAGCGAUUCAUCUUCAAGGGCAAUGUUGGAGUUAUGGGGGCCAGUAUCUGGGUCUUCUUGCUCCUCGGCAUGGAGGCGAUCCGAACCUAUAAGACGAACCCUCAAUUGACCAUUGCGACAUACUCGAUUCCCACGUGGACGAUGCCCCUGAUCCUCAUCUUGGUGGUUACGGCGCUCGUCCCUGGGACAAGCCUGCUCGGUCAUCUUUGCGGCGUACUUGUUGGAUAUCUAUUUCCUGAGCCCCCCGAAAAGGCCCUGAGAUGGGUCGAAUCGAAGUUGAACCUGCUGGGUCGCCUACCUCACUAUGUGAGUGUAGACCAGAAGACGUAUGGCCGUUUUGGUGUCUUGCCCACGAGCAGCCAUGCCGGCGGCGGCAGCGCCCCCAUUGCCCUCGUUGGCACCACACAAAGACUUGGACCUUGA
Molecule: messenger RNA, 780 nt
Organism: Colletotrichum spaethianum
Lineage: Eukaryota; Fungi; Ascomycota; Sordariomycetes; Glomerellales; Glomerellaceae
Product: rhomboid-like protein 19
Exons: 5
Coding region: 1-780 (259 amino acids)
Cellular component (GO): membrane
Molecular function (GO): serine-type endopeptidase activity
Source: RefSeq, a predicted model, not a curated record